UUAGACUUUUUUGAAUAUAUAAAGACCCUGUUUAUGUGGUGUCGCCAAAUUUAAAUUCACACAGUUCCAACACCGCCACGUAAACCUCCCCCAAUCGACGCAAUUUAGCGGACGUGUUUUUGCACUAAAUCGACUUAAUCCUUCUUAUGUCCGCUUCUCCUUCAACGCCUCGUUUCUGAACAUCGACAUAUACACCUACUGAUUUCCUCCAACAACACAUUCGGCUUUAUCCACACCAAGAAAUCCGACCAUUCUUAUUUCUCUUAAAGCGUGAAGGUGUCUUGGAAGAUUACAUUUGGUCGGGUUUGAUGUGAAUCAAUUUAUUUGAUCUAUGGGUACCACUGUCUUAUAAAACCACACCGCCUUAUGCCGAACUGUCUUGUAUCGACCAAUAAACACAGAGACCCUCUGAAUUCAUAUAUUGGUUGCUUUCCCUAACCGCAAUAAUUGCCAUCCGUCAGAAUCCUAAUCUCCAUUGAUCUCCUCCUCCUGCAUCAGCAAUUUGUAUCCGUCGGAACCCUAAUCUUUUGUCAUCAAUAAUUGCCACCAAUCCAUUACUAUAAGGAACCAAAUUCAUAUGAAAUAUGGAUUCCAGUGGUCGACGGAAACAUAGAGAUAUGUGGACAAUACGUUUUCAGGCUUUGAAAGUUAUGCAAUACGUUUCCAGGCUUUGAAAGAUAUUGUUUUCGUUUAACGGCUUUAAUUUGAGAUUGGUUUCAUUAAUCACGUUAGAUCUGUUUUUUUGAUUACAUAUGGAUUUAUUUAUUAUAUGUUUUCCUUUGAACAAUGGUUUGUGUUACGAUUAAUAUGGGAUGUAUAUCAACUGUUUGACAAAAUGCCUAACUAAUCACAUUAUUUUGGUACCGCGAUAUGAAGUAAGGAUAUAUCCUCGUGAUUGUUGUAAUCACAUUAUUUUGGUAGUGCCUUAAUACAAUCAAGCCAUUGCUUCCAAAUACAAUUCAGGCUUCUUCAAUCUGAAUCUGAAGCCCGCAACUUCAAAUACCCUGUUUCAGCACCAACCCGUUGGUCAAAAGGUUGAAGCUGAAAAAGAAUAGGGCAAGCAAAUAACAAACUCAAAGCAAUAUAUCAAAGCAAUAUACCCUGCCUGAUUAAAAUUGAUUCUUGAUACAUAAUUAAGGAUAAUUUAUCCUUUAAUUCUUAAUUUUGCAGUGAGUGGCGAGUUGGACGACAUUUAUCACACGAAGUUAUUAAAAGCAUAAAAGAUGAAUUUUUCCCCAGAGUCCAAAACAGGUCUAGGAUCACUAAUUACUUUUGUUGGUGUUUGAUUUGUCUUUUUCUAGCCCUCCUUCGAUACACCAUAUGGUUUGGGGAUUAUCAAAGAUGUUGCUUCUUUUUUGUUAACUUAAAAGUUCAAUUUCUGGUUUUUAUUUUAAUGAUUAUUGAUUAAAUCAGAAAUCAACAGUCAUUUUUCUUACAGAUCAGAUUACAUUAUUUGUGACUCUCAAGAUUGUGGUCUUGGUUGCAACUUUUAUUUUGAAAGGUUCACUUGAGAGCACCACAUGUCGAAGAGUUUAAUAAUUUGCUGAUCAUAAUCCUUGUUGAAGCAAGAAAGAAUGGAGAAGGCCAUGAUGUUUGAAACCGAAGCAAGUGAUCUGGCUAUAGAACCGUAUAUAAAUAAAAAUUUCGACACAAAUGAUUUCAUGGAAGAAACAUAUGAAUCUGAAGCACGUAACGAUUUCGAUGUGAACAUUGAAUUUGACGAAGAUGAAGAUAAUGUUGAAAGGAUACUGGGAAAGGUUUUCGAUACGCCCGACGAAGCAUAUACAUUUUAUAACGAUUAUUCCUUUUUACAUGGUUUUGGUAUACGUAAAGAUGAUACGGUUAAAAGCACAAGAACAAAUGAGCCUUAUCGGAAGUAUUAUGUAUGCAGCAAAGAAGGUUUCAAACGGGUAGACAACAAUGAUUCAAGUGGAAAUGAGAAAAAACGUCGUAGAGAUGUUAGAACUGGAUGUCAAGCAAAGCUUCGAAUUACAAGACAGGAGGAUGGAAAAUGGUUGGUGGACUUAUUUAAUGACACACACAAUCAUGAAUUGACCAUGACACCAACGAAGGUAAUCAAGCAUCGAUCUCAUAGCAAUUUCCACCGUUCAAUAGAAGGUAAAUCUCUUAUGGUGCAAUUUGGUCAAGCAGGGUUGAAACCUUCUCAGAUUAAAAAGGCAGUUAAUACAAUGAAAACCUCAAAUAUAGCUGAUGUUACUUCAAAGCAAUGUGCUGAUGUCUUAUCUGAGCAUCGAAAAUAACAUAGAGGAAAGGAGUUCUAUGGACUUAUAAAACAUUUUCAAGAUAAUACAUUAGUUGACAGUGACCGGUAUUUUGUCGUGGAUUUGUCUGAUGAUGGGUAUCCUAGAAAUAUCUUUUGGGCUGAUGGUAGAUCAAGAGAUGCAUAUACAAAAUUCAGAGAUGUUGUUGUGUUUUAUGUCACUUAUAUGACUAACAAAUUCAAGAUGCCCUUUUCUCCCUUUACUGGGGUGAAUCAUCAUGGACAGUCUAUCAUUUUUGGUGGAGCAUUGCUUGAAAAUGAAAAGGAAGAGACAUUUGAAUGGUUAUUUAAACAUUUCCUCAAAUGUAUGUUUGACAAAUAUCCGAAUGCAAUUAUUACCGAUCAAGACAAAGCUAUGGGUAAUGCAAUAAAAAGAAUGUUUCCAAAUACUCGACAUCGCUUUUGUUCAUGGCAUAUCAGGAAGCAUGAAACUGAGCACCUUCGACCGUAUGUUUCCCGUUACAGUGAUUUUCAAGAAACGCAUAGAAAAUGGGUAAAUAGUGACACCAUUGAACAAUUUGAAGCAACAUGGGAAGAUAUGCGUAUUAAGUAUGAACUGGAAAGCAAUUGUUGGAUUAGUGACAUGUAUAACCAACGUAUACAUUGGGCUAAACCCUUCUUGAAGGAUAUUUUCUUUGCUGGUAUGACCACAACCGGACGAAGUGAGAGUAUCAAUUCAUUUUUUGAUGGAUUUGUUAACUCGAAAACCAUGCUGAAUGAAUUUGUUGUACAAUACGACAAAGUAGUUGAGUCACGAAGGGCUACCGAAGAAGAUGAAGACUUCAAGACUAUGAACUCAAGGCCGGUUCUUUCUUCGGUGCAUCCAAUCGAAGCAAAAGCUGGUCAAUGUUAUACUAGAAAGAUGUUUGAUACUUUCAAAAAAGAAUGGACCGAAGCUAUUACCAAUUUGAGUCACAAUACUCUAACAAAAACUACAGAAGAAAGCACAUAUAAAGUUGGGCAAUUGGACGUUGAUAAAAAAUAUUGGCGUAUUGUUACCUUUCGUUCUUUAAAUCAAGUCAGUGUCACAUGUUCUUGUUCUAUGUAUGAGACAAAUGGGAUUUUAUGCAAGCAUAGCUUAUACGUAAUGAAGAAGAAGAAUGUUCAAGAACUGCCGAGUCAUUAUAUUUUACCGCGAUGGACCCUUGGUGCUAGGUACAAAUUAGGUAGUGUUAGUAUCGGACUUGGAGAAAUUAAUAAUGAAAAUGGAGUUAGUGCCUACACAUUAUUUUGUGUCCGUUUAAAUUUUACUAAACUAAUUGAACAAUCAAGGAACUCACCUUCGGAGAUACAAAAACUCAAUUCGAUGUUGAUAAAUCUUUUAGAUGAUCAAGCAAACCGAAAGAAAUCUGUGUCUUCGGAGAAUGCAUCUCAAAGUUUUUGUAUGGGAGUUUCACAAGUAGAUAUGAUGUCACAAUUAUCUGUCUGUGAUCCUCUUGGUCCCACUACUACAAAAGGGCGUCCUAAACUUACAAUUAGAAUCAAGUCUUCUUUGGAAGCCCCUAAAAAACGAACAUGCUCUUACUGUCAAGGAUUUGGUCAUUAUGCUACUAGUUGUUCAAAAAGAAAGGCGGAUGAAUCGUUGCAAGAGACAUAAUGAUGAGAUGUCUUAUUUAUGUGAGGAAAAGAAAAACUAGAUGCUUCUUGACAUUUUUUUGGUUAACUGCACCUUUUUCAUGUUUAGACACAAACGGUGUAUGAAUAAUCUAGAAGUUAUUGAUGCUUCUUAACAAUUUUAAUG
Molecule: messenger RNA, 4022 nt
Organism: Lactuca sativa (garden lettuce)
Lineage: Eukaryota; Viridiplantae; Streptophyta; Magnoliopsida; Asterales; Asteraceae
Source: RefSeq, a predicted model, not a curated record